UCGUAGGGAGGGGGUUGGUUCACUGUGGAGCUGGUGGAGAAGGGGGAGCAGGUUGAAACAAUCGAGUGGGCGCGUCAGGUACUCCCUGGCUCCAGGCGGGGAAGGGAGGAGAGCUCCCCAGGCUCUGCGCUGCAAGGGGGCGGGGUUGGGGGCCCCGGGAACCGCGAGGAGACGCGGAUGCCCGCAGGGGUGGGGAAUUGGUCACCCCAAGCAAGAUUUCCUUCGGGUCGCAAAUUAAUUGGAGAUAUCUGAUUAAUUCCAGCUUCGGAUGACUAUAAAUGGCGAUUUUCUACCAAGGUGUCGCUAUUUUUUUUUUAAAUCAUUCCGUGUCAUCCCCCACGUCAGGCCUGCUCGUGGGCGUGCGGCUGUACUUCCUCCGCCCCCUCCUAAUGGAGUGAACCAUUCCCAGCUCUUCCCCCUCUCUCCUUCAGUCUCUCUCUGUGUGUGUGUGUGUGUCUCUCUCUCUCCCUCCCUCCCUCUCCUGCUCCCUCUCUCUCUUCCUUCUCUCCCUCUCUCUCCUCCCUCUGCUUUCCCGGUGCAGAAAGUCUCCGUCGCUCCUGGAACUUGUUGGCAAUGCCUAUUUUUCAGCUUUCCCCCGCGUUCUCUAAACUAACUAUUUAAAGGUCUGCGGUCGCAAAUGGUUUGACUAAACGUAGGAUGGGACUUAAGUUGAACGGCAGAUAUAUUUCACUGAUCCUCGCGGUGCAAAUAGCGUACCUGGUGCAGGCCGUGAGAGCAGCGGGCAAGUGCGAUGAGGUCUUUAAGGGCUUUUCAAACUGUUUGCUCAAGCUGGGCGAAAGCGUGGCCAACUACCCGCAGGGCCUGGACGACAAGACGAACGUCAAGACCAUGUGCACAUACUGGGAGGAUUUCCACAGCUGCACGGUCACAGCCCUUACGGAUUGCCAGGAAGGGGCGAAAGAGAUAUGGGAUAAACUGAGAAAAGAAUCCAAAAACCUCAACAUCCAAGGCAGCUUAUUCGAACUCUGCGGCAGCGGCAACGGGGCGGCGGGGUCCCUGCUCCCAGCGCUCUCCGUGCUCCUGGCGUCUCUCUCGGCAGCUUUAGCGACCUGGCUUUCCUUCUGACCGCGGGGCCGGCUCCCCCCUCGCCCACCCACACUCACUCCAUGCUCCCGGAAAUUGAAAGGAAGAUCCAUUCGUUCUUUGGGGACCCUGUGAUUCUCUGUGAUGCUGAAAACACUCAUAUAGGAUUGUGGGAAAUCUUGAUUCUCUUUGAUUUCGUUUGAUCUCUUGUGUUUUAUUUGCCAAAUGUUACCAAUCAGUGAGCAAGCAAGCACAGCCAAAAUCGGACCUCAGCUUUAGUCCCUCUUCACAUAACAAUAAGAAAAUGACAAACCCACCCCAUUUUAAAAAUUUUUAUUUUUUGGCAAAAGAAUCUCAGGAAUGGCCCUGGGCCACCUACUAUACUAAUCAUGUGAAUACAUGACCAAUGACGGGCUCCUCCUAAUAGGAAAGAGGAGAGGAGAAGGCCAGGGGAAUGAGUUCAGGAGAGAUGACCACGAGAGAAGCAUAUGGUGAAUAAUUCACGUUCACGUCUUUCUUCCACAGUAUCUUGUUUUGAUCAUUUCCACUGCACAUUUCUCCUCCAGAACAGUGAAAGGACAGAUUGUUGGCUUUGUGUUUGAAGGAUCAGAGGCAGAGAGGAAAAGAGCUGGGGAACUCCCGGGUUAGAGGUAAAGGCUGCCGGAAGAAGUGCUGCUCGAGUCACUGAGAGGUUCAGCUUUACCUGCUGUUAUUGAUGCAUCUUUCCAAGCCCAAGCCUUUCUUUCCCCUCCUCUCUUGUUUUAGCUGUUACACAUACAGUAAUACCCGAAUAUCCACCGGUGUAGAUCACAAGGGGGGAGUGUUCAAUGUUAACCUAAAAUAUAGUUUAAAAAGAUUUUGACAUAGAGAGCCUUGAUUUUAAAAAGAGAGAGAGAGAUGUAAUUUAAAAAGUUUAUUAUAAAUUAAAUUCAAGCAAAAAAAGAUUUGCUACAAAGUAUAGAGAAGUAUAAAAUAAAGUUAUUGUUUGAAAUGGG
This is a messenger RNA of Myotis brandtii (Brandt's bat), 2039 nucleotides long. It is a transcript of the gene NRN1, whose product is annotated as neuritin 1. Lineage: Eukaryota; Metazoa; Chordata; Mammalia; Chiroptera; Vespertilionidae. The coding region runs from base 658 to 1086 and encodes 142 amino acids. Gene Ontology annotation, biological process: neuron projection extension; nervous system development. The transcript has 3 exons. The record is from RefSeq and is a predicted model, not a curated record. Gene Ontology annotation, cellular component: plasma membrane.